AUGAAGGCAAAACAAAAGACGAAAGGCAGGAAUCAGACCACCACCGCGACAGAACCGAGUUUUCCUCCCCCACCCCCUUCAGAAGAAGUCCUUCACAAAAUUACUGCAGACUUUCUAAGAGACUGCUACGCUCUUGAGGAGAGCGGUUGCGCUGUAUGCGGUGAGCUCAAGCCCUUGACGUCUCUGACGGCUUUAUCAGACAUUGUAAACACACUUAGCCCCUUAAUCGCAGACGACGUGGGCGUCAAAGAAGAUGGAAGUGCUCGAGAUCAAGGAAAGCCUGUUCUCGCGCCGGGCUUAGACCAGGUGUGCUCUGACUGCCGAGGCCCUCUUUCGAGAAACCAAAUGCCGCGUAUGGCGCUUGCGAACGACUUGUGGAUCGGUGAAGUUCCCUUGGAACUUCGACAACUGCGAUACUUCGAGCGAAUACUUGUUCAGCGAGUCCGUCACAACGCGGUAUUUGUUAAAGUCGCAGGUGGGUACCGCAAGUCCAUCGCCCAUGUAAUCUCGUUUCCGGUGGAUACCGAGGAGAUUUACGGCAAGCUACCUCCUACGAAA
Molecule: messenger RNA, 558 nt
Organism: Schizophyllum commune H4-8
Lineage: Eukaryota; Fungi; Basidiomycota; Agaricomycetes; Agaricales; Schizophyllaceae
Exons: 1
Source: RefSeq, a predicted model, not a curated record